CAAAAACAAUUCUUUUACUUAGGCCAGGGGCAGGCAACCUUGGCUCUUUUAUGACUUGUGGACUUCAACCCCCAGAAUUCCUGAGCCAGCAAGAACUGGCUGUGCUUUUAAAGCAAUUCAGGGAAAAGAUAUCUAAGCAAACUUCUCCGAAUAAAUCAGGAUAACCUCUUAUUCAGAGUGACAAUCCCAAUGCAUCAGAUUGGACUUCACAAUUACAGCCAUAGCAGUAGGCUAUUCUUGUUGCUGUCGUGAUGGGGUUUGUUUUUUUUUCCAAACUUGGCCAUUUUUAAGACUUGUGGACUGGCUGGGGAAUUCUGGGAAUUGAAGUCCACAGAUCUUAAAAAACUCGCCAAACUUGCUGUAAAUGUUUCAUGGGCAGCUUCACGGUGGCCUGAUGUAUUGAAGAAGCCUCUAAAGCAGCGGUUCUCAACCUAUGGGUCGCGACCCCAUUUGGGGUCGAUCGACCAUUUUUCGGGGGUCGCCAAAGGCGGCGAUCUGUCAUUUUCUCCCCUCGGGGCGGCGCCGCGCAUGCGCAGAACGUUUGUGUGACGGGGGUCGCCGUCACACAAACGUUGAGAACCACUGCUCUAAAGGGCCCCGAGAAAUGUUGGCUAAAGGAUAAUUAGAAUGCUUGGUUUUCAGGGGCAGAAAAUGAGCAAAAAAAAGUGAGACUCUCCUGGUGCAUAAUUCAGCCUCGAGGGGCAGUUGAGCUAUAGCAGUGGUUCUCAACCUUUCUAAUGCCGCGACCCCAUAAUACAGUUGCCCAUGUUGUGGUGACCCCCAACCACUUAUACAUCACCGGGUGCCAGGGGCGUGGCCAAAGAAAAGGGGGAAAAAAUGGCGGACAGCCUUGUUUGGCGACCCCCGUGAAAUGGUCGUUCGACCCCAAAUGGGGUCCCGACCCACAGGUGGAGAACCACUGAGCUAUAGUGACCUCCCUCCACGCCGAUGACCCUCUGGAACAACGGCGGCAGGCCUGGCUGGACUCCAGCACGAGGACCAGGAGUAUCACGUGUGCCCGAGCAAAAUAUUUUCCAGCUUUUGCUUCAAGACACAGCCAGGUUUCUGGAAUGAAAAGCUUCAAGUUUAAGUCUUGGGAGAGACGACCCCCCCCCUUCUCCAUCCCUGGUCAGACCACAUUCCUGCCUGGUGUGUUUGUUCCAAGCGCCUGUUUCUGUUUGUGCCCUCUUUCCACAGACCGCUCGUUCUCCGAGUGUGUUGUCUGGCAGGAGAGGAAAUCCUGUCCUCUGGAAGCCCUUUCCAACCAUCCCUGAUAAGGACCCGCGGCUCAGACCUGCUGCACUCCUGGGCAUCGGGCCAGGUGUGUGUUAUUUUUUUUGGCAAGGUUGGCUUUGCAACGUGGGCUUCUGUUGGAAUGUGACCUGCCAAGGGAAUCUGCUGGGAGGGCAGACGUGAAAAGAAACAAGUCGCGGGUCUCGACAGAAAAGGCGGCGUUGAUUUGGAGAUGCUCCGCAGGGCUAGCGGCAAGACCCACCCAGAGACAGAGGCCUGUGAAAAAGCUGCUCGGUUUAUGGGACAAAAGCCGUACAGUGAGGUCCCUGGUGCUCUCUGAGUGUGGUGCUUUUCUUGCAGACGUUUCAUUACCAAACUAGGUAACAUCAUCAGUGCAAGGCGAGAGUGGGAUUUGGGUAGUGGAAUACAAGGAGGAGGACUGUGGGGUCCUUGGCGCUCUCUGAGUGUGGUGCUUUUCUUGCAGACGUUUCAUUACCAAACUAGGUAACAUCAUCAGUGCAAGGCGAGAGUGGGAUUUGGGUAGUGGAAUACAAGGAGGAGGACUGUGGGGUCCUUGGCGCUCUCUCAGCUUGGUGGUUUCCUUGCAGACGUUUCAUUACCAAACUAGGUAACAUCAUCAGUGCAAGGAGAGAGUGGGAUUUGGGUAGUGGAAUACAAGGACGAUGACUGUGGACGUUUCACUGCCAUACUAGGUAACAUCAGCAGUGCUAGAAGGAGGUAGGAUUUGCUCUCUGUAAAUCCUGUAAAGAUCGCACCGGUGAUGUAACCCAGUUGGAUAAUGAGACAAUUGCAAGAAAACCAUGUUUCCCCAUCAGACUCAUUUUUUGGGGGUCACAAUCCAGGCCGUGGCAGCUAGCGUUCAAGGCCUGGCAUGUUCACACGAUGACAUCUGCAUGCAGCCCAGUGUAGCAAGGCUUCCUGAAAGGCUGAAGUUGGCCAAGGGGGAUUGUGGGAAGAGGCAGCCCCCCGUUCUGUGCUCGAUGCUAUCUCGGCAACUACCAAGAUGGCGUUAAAAAAAUGCCCCUUCUUCCCUAUCUGGGCCCAAGAGAUGGCACAUACGGCUUCUCCAGCAGAGCCAAAGAGCCACUCUGGGGCUGCUUCGGAGAGCAAAAAAGCAACAACUUUCAACAACUUGUUUGUUCUGGCUCCGGCCGCUCGCCUGGCUGACAUCACAUCCUGAGAGCAGGGAGACCGGCACAGCCCAGACAAUCUGAAAGCGAGCCGGGAGCUGGUUCCUCUCAUUCGAAGAGGACGAGGCAGGAAGGUGGACGGAGAACGCCAACGCUCUGCCCAGGGGGGUCUCCGAGAUGGCUUCCCGCCAUGGGUGAUCCAGAAGAGCCGGGAAAAGCUUGAAGAACAAGCGGGCAAAGGAAAGGCCAUUAAGCGGAGGAAGGAAGAUGGAUUCUGGCCGAGAACCUCAACUUUUGCAAUUUCACAAUGGUUUCUGGUAACUUGCCUAGUUGGGUGAUCUUCCUCGUCCCUCUGGCCUUCUGUCUUCAGAUGGCAUCACCAGGCACCGCUGAGCCAACGGGCAAACGCGAUCCGGAGCGCCUUUCAGUCCAAAGCUUCCAAACCGUUCUGUUAAAACGGCUGGGUUUGCAAAGGCGCCCAGACCCGAAGCCCAAACUACGGGUCCCCCAGUACCUGCUGGAUUUAUACCAGUUCUGCUUGAGGCAGCCUCUGGCCUCUCCCAAGGACAGCGAGCCACCCUUCCUGGAAGCACGAGCAGCAACAGCCAACACCGUGCGCACCUUCCAUCACGUUGAGGAUUCGGCGCCUGUCUCCGAAGGUGCAGGAAAUUCGUUCUACUUCCUGUUCAACCUCACCGCGCUGCCGUCGGAGGAGGAACUGACUGCCCUUGAGUUGCGUCUCUUUCACUCCCCUGAGGAAAGCCACGGCUCCCACAUCAACGUUUAUCAUGCCGUGGAUCCCCCGCCUGUGUCCCCAAACAAGAGCCGACUCCUCGCGUGCAAAUGGGUGGCUCCCGGCCAGCCCAAAUGGGUGAGUUUUGACGUGACGGCUGCUUUCCAGAAAGCAAGAGAACAGAAGGAGCGUAACCUCGGGUUCUUCGUUGAGGUGCAGCCUUCCAACAGCAGCCUCCAUCUUCCGCACCCACCGGUUUCCCUUCGGGCAAGACGCUCUUCCGGCCAGGAGGAGGCUGAGUGGGCUCUCAAAAGGCCUUUGCUGGUCACCUAUAGCCAUGACCAAAGAGGGCAACCUCUGAGCCACAGAAAAAGGCAAACCAGAAGCCGCCCUAUUCGAGGCAGAGGAGCGGCUAAAGUCCCACCCUCCGCGAGGAAGCACAAGAGCCUGAGGCCAAAGACUAAAACCGGCACACGGUGCAGGAGGCACCGCCUGUUUGUGGACUUCAAGGCGGUGGGAUGGAAUGACUGGAUCAUUGCUCCCAGUGGCUACCACGCUUUCUACUGCUCCGGGGACUGCCGCUUUCCACUGGCCGACCACAUGAACUCCUCCAGCCACGCUGUGGUGCAGACCAUCCUGAACUCGGUGAACUCCAAAGUGCCCAAGGCCUGCUGCGUCCCCACAGAGCUCAGCCCCAUCGCUAUGCUUUACCUAGACCAGCAUGACAUGGUGGUCCUCAAGAGCUAUCAAGACAUGGUAGUGGACGGAUGCGGGUGCCGGUAGAAGCAAAGAAUUGUCUUUUCUCACUACUAAAACUUUAAGGGAGGCUCUCAGUAAAGGCGACGGACAAUAAAGUCCGGUCUGUAUUGCAAAA
Molecule: messenger RNA, 3991 nt
Organism: Crotalus tigris (Tiger rattlesnake)
Lineage: Eukaryota; Metazoa; Chordata; Lepidosauria; Squamata; Viperidae
Product: bone morphogenetic protein 2-like
Exons: 3
Coding region: 2692-3900 (402 amino acids)
Biological process (GO): negative regulation of transcription by RNA polymerase II; BMP signaling pathway; SMAD protein signal transduction
Cellular component (GO): extracellular region
Molecular function (GO): growth factor activity; BMP receptor binding; cytokine activity
Source: RefSeq, a predicted model, not a curated record